AUGACAUCAGUCCUAUUCAUUCUUCUACUUAGUGUUGGAGUUCAAGAUGUUCUUGGAAUUUAUGGCGGAUGUAUGAGUUAUUCAACUGCCAUAGACUCUUCUGGGCGUUUAAAGGUUAAGAUAUUCUUCCUGAAUGGUUGGCAGAUUGGGAAAGGUCCGUGUUAUAGGUGUAAAGCUUCCGAUAAAGGCAAGUUUGUGACGGAAAAGAGAAAGCAAUUUAUCAAGGACAGUAACGAUACCUACAUUUUUGGAAAGUGGCAAGUGGAAACUGGUAUUAAGAAGGAUUCAAUAGCAUUUACCGAUAUAACGAAUGAAGUGAACAAGAUUUCAAAAGAUAUUGCACUGAUGGUGAGUGAUAAGGAAAAAUGGGAAUUAGAAGGUUCGGAAAUUUUGCUGGACUUUCCUACAACAGAAGAAACAUUUGAUAUCACAUUUAAAAGUAGCAUAGACGACAAAAUGACGUUAAUACCAAACUUAACUAGCAUCAAUUUACAAGCAAAAAUUGAUCCAGGAAUCAGAAGUGACACAAAUAGAACGAAUAGAAGUCCGGUGGUUCUUGUCAAGCCUCUUUACAGUUUAGAGCUUGGAAAGCAAUAUAAAAUUCAUCUUACGUCUGUCGACAAUGAUGGUGAUGUAGUGCAUUGUGAUAAAGCGGAAUACAUCGAAGCAGGGGACAUAGGACCGUUUAUGAAAGACUUGAUAAAACGUGGUCUUUUGUCUUUGGAUCUGAUGAAUUGUUCAAUGGAAAUCGAUGUCAGUACAGGUUACUUUCAUAUUGGGGAUACAUUUGGUGCUGCAGUAACAGUUAAGGAUUAUAACACAAAUCCGAUUUGGAUUCAAACAGAUACAAGGAGAUCACAAUACCCAUACCAAAUUGUUAUUGGAAGAAUUGUGGUCAUGAUGUACUUUAGAAUUACCGGAAAAACUGACCCACCCGAAUUCAUACCACCCACACCAGCAAAUAACCAGGAAUAUAAUAUUUAUGUAGGAGGGGAUUUUCAUGUCAAGGUGUAUGCUAAAGCUACGCAUGGAAGGAAAAUAGUACGUUUUGAUUUUCUUCGACGAGAUGGGAAACCUGUCAAUCAUACAGGAAUUCAGGAUGCUUCUAACGUCAAUACUGAAGCAGUGCUGAUAUCAACGAGUUGGUCGCCGACGGUAGAAGACAUAGGAUAUCAUAUACUGUGUGCAAAUGCUGAGGAUGAUCAAGGGAUAAUGACUGUAGACUUACAUUGUUUCCACAUCAUAGUCAAAGCAAAUAUAAUUCGACUACAACCAGAAAUCAUAGGAAAGCCUUACUUCGUUUCAUUCCCGGAACCUACCGAUCUGAAUUGCAAAACAAACACAUUCUGCAGAUUUCCAGUUUAUGCCAAAACAUCUGAUUCUAAAGGAAUAACGAGUAUUGUUAGCACACCAGAAAGUAAAGAAAAUGUUACCAUUCAGUAUAGCAGAGAAAUGAUCAACGGAACUAUAGACACCAAGGUUGCACAAGUAGAGUUCUUUGCUGGUCAAGCCGGUGUCAGACAAAUUUGUUUAAAAGCUUCAGACAGCACAGCUUCAACAGAGAGAUGUUUAUUUGUAACUGUCCAACUUCCAGAUCCAUGUGCCUUAAACCCCUGCAAGUAUUCGGGCCACUGUUUGCCUUUUGUAGAUAACUCCGGAUUUACUUGCUCCUGCCCACGUCCAUACACUGGGAAAUUAUGUGAAACCAUUUGGGGCAUGUUAACAAGAAGUACAUCUUGCAGCUUUUCGAAGGAGACGCUGGGAACGGAUUCUACCAUUGGGUGUAAGAAAGGCGUUCCUUGUCAUUUCUUUGUAUACACCAUUCCAUACCAGAAUGGUACAUGCGCUGAAAUAAACACUGACAACGAGCACAUAGCUGUGUUUAAGCCAGUACAAUUGGCCAAUCCUGGUUUAUGUUCAUAUGAUGUGGUUUAUACCAACACGACGGAAUUAGGGACGAACAAAAUUUGCUUAAUGCCAUGUGUACAGGGUCAGUCACGCUGCUUUAUGAUGAAUGUACAUCUCUUACGGGAUCAGUGUUCCUCCAGUCCGUGUCUGAAUGAUGGCGCCUGUCAAACAACACCUAGUGGAGAUCUGAAAUGCAUUUGCAAGGCAAACUUCUGGGGAAAAUAUUGUGAAAAAGGACUUUGCGACAGUCAUUCAUAUUGUCAGAAUGAAGCUGAAUGUUACAAAAUUCACAAUGAUGUUCAAUGUCUCUGCCAGUUGGGAUACAGCGGAUCAUCUUGCGCUUCUGGUAAAGAAAAAAAAUCCUAUAAUCUAUUUAGUUACCUUGGUCAUUUUACACAGAUGGCGCUAUUAGAGACGAUGACUUGUUUUGUUGAUACUUCUUGUAUCAUACCAUUCAGUGUAACAAAAAACGUCCAUCAAAUGCCUAGUAUGGUCAUUGGAUCAGUUGACAGAACAUUAAGCGUUGCAGAGAUAGCUGUCGACACGAUAUCCCUGCCAGGAGGAGUGGUUCGGGGAAAGAUAGUAGUCACUGGAUCAGAAUUGGGACUAAAAACAUUAUGCAUGGAUUCUGUAUCCACACCAAGGAAUGGCAAAAUUGAAGAUGAGAUAUGUUUCAGAAUAAAUGUGACAACAGGAAAUAAUAUGAGGCCUGACGAGUUAAAGCCUCAUUUUGUGUCACCAACUCUGCCAGAUCAAACUGUUUUGCAAUGUCAAGUACACGACCAAUGUCAUCUUAGUUUGUGGGCAAUGAAUGAACUUCUAGAAGAUAAUUGUCCAGUUCUGAAGAGUGACAAAACAAUAGAGAAUGGCGUAUAUGUAUUUCCCCAGGCUAGCGGUGCAUGGGUACCAUGUAUGUUUGAUGUCGUCAUCGCGGUCAGCAACAUCACAGACCUGAAUGUUUGUUUCUCAUUGGUCGAUAGUUUUUCAAAAAUUAUGGACGAACGUUGCUACACAAUCCGUAUCAAAUCGAGGAUAACAGUGAGGGGAGCCUGUGUGGGUGUGUCAUGUUUUCAUGAUGGAUUCUGUGAGGGUCAAAACAGUCCUGCAAAAUGUAAAUGUCGCUCAGGUUUCUCCGGCGAAAAUUGCUCAACAGAUGAAGGAAAUGUUCAUGGAAAACAUAGCUACUCCACCGGAUCUCCAUUAUUUGGAGAUGUUAUAUUGCCUAAAACAAUCAAGUGCCCUCUUUCAGAAGACUGUGUGAUACCAUUCACUGUAUCUAACUCCGACAAGUUUAAUAUAACUUCAAAUGGAACAAAUAUCGACACAAAAAGCUUGAUGUACUCCAAGAUAUCUGUGUCACGUGAUUUUUUGGGACAAGCUGUGAUCAAUCAUACCGCUCCAGAAACGGACACCUUUUGCCUAUUUUUGACAUCGAUAGAAGGCGAUCUGUAUGACAAUGUUUGCUGUCUCAUAUUAACAGCAUCAGCAUUUACGGCAGCUUCUGUUGAAACCUACCAGCCAAAUUUCAUCACCCCGUCACCCACCAAUGGAUCUGAGUUCACUUGCACUCCAGGGAAACCAUGCCAUGCGAUACUUUCCUUGAGAAAAGGACAUGAUCUAAAAUGUCCAGAAAUAAGGGACAGAUCAGAGAGUGAUACAUCAGUCCAUGUAUUUACUUCUACUUCCAAUACAGAAUGUCACAAAGAUGUAUGGAUUGGAUCAUCAAACAAAGAUACCGGGAAAACAAAAGAAUAUUGCUUCCAAGCCAUAGUUUCAGGCGUACCUGGCGAGAUACGAUGUUUUAAAGUACAUUUUCAACCACACGUUCUUCCACCACCCCCUUCUACUACCACCACCACAACAACCACAACAACAACAACCACAACAACAAGUCCGACGACAACAACACCUACAACAACAAUACAAACAGCAACUCAGACAACAACAAUGAAACAAGCUUCAACAACAGAAUCAACUACAACACCCACGAAAAUAACAAGAAACCCAACAAUUAAAUCAACAACAGCUACAAGUACUACAAUAAUAACUACUUCUACAACUGGUACAACUGCAUCAGCAUCUAGUACAAUUACCACAACUGCAAAGACUUCUGGAACAGGUGCAACAAUUUCCAAAUCAUUAAUUAAAGGUAAAAAUACUGUUAAACAAUCCAGUACAGGUUUAGUGACUGUAAAAGCAUACAGUACAAAUAUAACGAUUGUAGUACCAUUCAUUAUAGUUACAACGACUGUAGACCCAUUCAGUACAACUGCAACAACUGUAAAACCAUCUGGUACAGAUACAAGAACUGUAAGACUAUCCAGUACAGGUGCAACAGCAGCAAAACCAUCCAGAGUGGGUACAACAACAGCAAAACAAUCAAGUGCAGGUUCAACGACAGCAAAAUCAUCGGGAGCAGGUACAAUGACUGUAAAACCGUCCAGUACAGGUACAAUGACUGUAAAACCGUCCAGUACAGGUACAAUGAAUGUAAAGCCAUCCGAUGCAACAACAGCAAAACAAUCCGGUGCAGGUGCAACAACAGCAAAACCAUCCAGUACAGGUACAGUGACAGUAAAACCAUCCGGUACAGGUACAAUGACUGUAAAACCAUCUGGUACAGCCAAAGAAAGAGCGAAACAUGGGCGAGUUGAGUGUUUUUGUCCCCAUCCAUCGACUGGAAAAAUGACAAAGGUCAUAGCAUUAAACUCCCGGGCAUCAACAGAGAAGUUACUACUGGCAGCAGGGCUUGGAACCGGGGCAAUGAUAUCGACCCUGGGAUUAGUCGCUUUACUGUACGUCGUCACAAAGAAAUGUUCCAGCUCUCAUGAGACAAGGCCAAAUGAACGAAGGGUGAGCCGAGCAAAAAGAAAAAUCAGUGCUACCAGCGUGUCAAACAAAAAGGAAUGA
Molecule: messenger RNA, 4818 nt
Organism: Saccostrea echinata
Lineage: Eukaryota; Metazoa; Mollusca; Bivalvia; Ostreida; Ostreidae
Exons: 38
Coding region: 1-4818 (1605 amino acids)
Biological process (GO): axon guidance
Source: RefSeq, a predicted model, not a curated record